UUUUUCAGUGCAUGAUGGGCUAAAGUGUAGGAAACAGCAUGGCGGGUCAUUUUACACUCACUCAGCUUUCAAGUGGAAAUCCUUUAUAUGAAAAGUAUUAUCGUCAGAUUGAUACAGUGAAUGGUGGGAGAGUUGGAGCAGCAGAAGCUGCCUCAUUUUUAAAAAGGUCUGGGCUCUCUGAUCUCGUGCUUGGAAAGAUAUGGGAUUUAGCUGAUGCAGAUGCAAAGGGAUUUUUAAACAAACAGGAAUUUUUUGUUGCUUUAAGACUUGUAGCCUGUGCACAAAAUGGGCUUGAGGUCUCGCUGAACAGUUUACAACUUGCUGCGCCAGCACCAAAAUUUAGUGAUAGAAACAGUCCAUUGCUGGCUGGUGGUUCAACACCUAUUGAUAUUCCCUGGGCUGUGAAGUUGGAAGAAAAGGCGAAGUAUGAUAUAAUUUUUGACAGUCUUAAUCCUGUGAAUGGUUUCCUAUCUGGUGAUAAAGUGAAACCUGUGCUUCUGAACUCUAAGCUACCUGUGGAUGUCCUAGGAAGGGUCUGGGACCUCAGUGAUACUGAUCAUGAUGGAUUAUUAGAUCGGGAUGAAUUUGCUGUUGCAAUGUACUUGGUUUACCGUGCUCUUGAGAAAGAACCUGUGCCAUUUUCCUUGCCGCCUGCCUUAGUACCACCUUCAAAGAGGAAAAAAGCAAGUGUUCCAUCUUCAGUGCCACUCAUUCCAUCUCCACCUACUGCGAAGGAAAGUCGACAGUCCUUGCCCCCUGUGGGAAUUCUAUCUUCUAAAACACUACCAGUCCAGGCUGUCAAAUGGGUUGUAACACCAGCUGACAAAGCAAAAUAUGAUGAGAUUUUCAUGAAAACUGACAAAGAUCAAGAUGGAUUUGUCUCUGGGGUAGAGGUUAAAGAUAUCUUUCUUACCACAGGUCUGACCCCAACAACACUGGCUCAUAUCUGGGCACUCUGUGACACAAAUGAUUGUGGAAAGCUUACAAAGGAGCAGUUUGCCUUGGCACUACAUUUAAUAAACCAGAAGUUAACUAAAGGUAUUGAUCCACCUCAGGUUCUCACAGCAGAGAUGAUGCCUCCUUCUGAUAAUGCACAAAAGAAUGGAUCAGCCCUGAACACUCGAACUGACUUUUCAGCCAUCAAAGAACUUGAUUCUAUACACAACGAAAUUGCUGAUCUUCACAGGGAGAAAAGCAGUGUGGAAGUUGAAAUCAAAGAAAAGGAGGAGGCCAUCAAGCAACGAACGAGUGAGGUCCAGGACCUCCAAGAUGAAGUUGAUAAAGAAAGUACAAACCUCCAAAAGUUACAAGACCAGAGGCAACAAGUCCAAGAAGUGCUCAAUGGCUUAGAUCAACAAAAACAUCAAUUGGAGGAGCAGCUUAAUGACAUCAGACAGAAGUGCACUGAUGAGACAGAGUUGAUCACAUCACUAAAGACUGAAAUUUCAGCUCAGGAAACAGAUAUAUUAUCUUGUGAAGAAGAGCUCAUCAAAGCAAAGGAGGAGCUGAACCGACUUCAUUUGGAGACAGCAGAACUGCAAGAACGUAUGGAGGCCAGCCAAAUGCAAUUGGAGCCCAUGCAGCAAUCUCUACAGACAUCUCACCAUGAGAUUAGUCAGGCAAAAUCUAAGUUGUCUGCACUACAAGAAUCUGAGGAAAGCCUCAACAAUCAAAUGAAUUGGCGUAGUCCUGUGCGACCUGCUGUUGUCAAUGGUAGUGUUGAGCCGUAUGAUUUCAGCAACAGUGUAAGUGAGCCCACUGACCACAAGGAAAAUAUUGAAAAGUACAGCCCAUUGGAGAAGGAAGCGGUUAUUAACGAGGCAGUGGUCACCAAUAGCAUUGAGGAGUCCAUCUCAAAUGCUACAGAAACAAAGACAGAACAAGCUGAAAUUCAGCAGCCAAGUGUUGCAGAAAAGGAUGAUCCUUUUGAUCCAAUAGUUACGAAAACUACGAACAACAACAGUAUUCCAGACUCAAAUCUGGAUUUCUUUCAGACGGAUCCUUUCACUGGAAGCGAUCCCUUUAAAGAUGAUCCAUUUGGAAAAGUUGAUAUUGCAGAUCCUUUUGGAGGAGACCCUUUUAAAGGCACUGAUCCUUUUGCAGAUGCUUCUAGUAACUUCUUUCAACAAUCUUCAAAUGAUCCGUUUACAUCUAUUGAGUCUGAUCCUUUUAGUACUACAGUAGCCAACAAUAAUGUGGGAUCAAUUGAAACUCUGAAAGCCAAUGAUCCAUUUGCUCCUGGUGGUGGAACAGUCUCAUCCACGAGUGAAACAGUUGCAGACCCUUUUGUCUCAGUGUUUGGAAGUGAUUCAUUUGGAAGUGGGUUUGCUGAUUUUAACACAUUAUCACAGUCUGACCAGCAAGAUCCAUUCAGUUCUGCUACAGGAAUAGACCCUAGUAAUGAUGCAUUUGGAAAAACUGGAUUCACAGAUGAACCUAUAAACAUUGAUGAGGUUCCUCCAGCUUUACCACCAAAGGUUGGCACUCCAACAAGACCCCCUCCUCCACCACCUGGUAAAAGACUUUCCCUUGUAAAAUCAGAAUCAUCCAACUCCAAGUUAAAUGAUCCUUUCCAUCCGUUUAAUUCAGGGGAUUCAUUCCAUAAAGAGAAUCAUCUUGACCCAUUUGCUCCUACCUCUCCAAGUAAAGAUGUUGGAGACACCACAAAUUUUGCAAACUUCAAUGCUUACCCCAGUGAGGAAGACCAGAUAGAAUGGGCUAAAAGAGAAAGUGAACGAGCAGAGAAGGAACGACUAGCGAGAUUAAAUCAGCAAGAACAAGAGGAUUUGGAACUGGCCAUAGCACUCAGUAAAUCUGAAAUAUCAGAAGCAUGAAUAGCUCUUCUAUGGUUCUCAACGUACUGGCUGCCAUUGACUCGCAAGUCUACUCUUACUAAUGACAUUUUAUAUAGAAACUACCUAAAGUAACUAUGUCAUUAUGGAAAUUCUUCCCUGAAAUUAUUAGUUCAUUACUAAAGAGUCUUAUACUGGACUUGGAUCAGUGUGGUGAAACUUAUUAAUUCAAAAAUAUAAAAUAACCUUUAUCCUGUAUAUGUAAAAAUAAAAACAAUGUACAUGCUAAAUACUGAUGCAAAUCUGUAUUAAAUGCAAUGAAUUUACUUAUAAUUAUACUCCUUUGCAUUGUUGGGUAAUGGAGUGUACCAUCUCUGCUUCCUGUUCAAAUAAUAUUGUCCAAUAGGAUACAGAAGCCAUUGAACAGCUGUACAUAUUUACACCUUAAUGACUAAGUAGAUUUCAAAAAUCAUAAACUUUUCAAGUGUAGCAUAUUAACUGUUUCUGUAACCACCAGUGCUAACAAUAUAUAACUGUAUAGAACAUCUAUUUCAAAAUACAUGCUGAAACUGCUGCUGUAAGUUAAACGUAUGCACUGCUAAACUUUUUACUGGCUUUAUUUUUUUAACUUGUCAGUUUAUAAAUUUAAGUGAUUUUCCUUUCAUGUUCAUGUGAAAUUGCUGACUGCCUGGAUGAGUAAAUAACAUCAAAUAAAAUGCAAGCUUAUGUUAAGA
This is a messenger RNA of Chiloscyllium plagiosum (whitespotted bambooshark), 3526 nucleotides long. RefSeq names its product epidermal growth factor receptor pathway substrate 15 (gene eps15). Gene Ontology annotation, molecular function: calcium ion binding; cadherin binding. Gene Ontology annotation, cellular component: plasma membrane; clathrin coat of coated pit; cytoplasm. Gene Ontology annotation, biological process: endosomal transport; endocytosis. The record is from RefSeq and is a predicted model, not a curated record. Lineage: Eukaryota; Metazoa; Chordata; Chondrichthyes; Orectolobiformes; Hemiscylliidae.